AUGACCCUUGUCGCCAUCACCUACACUCGCGGCUCCCUGCACAUCCUCAACCAGCUCCUCCUCCCCCACCAGACCACUUAUGACCCUCUCCACUCCGCGCGCGAUGCCUGGCACGCCAUUCACGAAAUGCGCGUCCGUGGAGCACCGGCCAUCGCCAUCGUGGCUGCCCUCUCCCUCGCCGUAGAGCUCCAUACGUUAGCGACCAGUAAUCAGCUAUCCGCGGAACCCAAGGACGUUGGACAGCUUAUCCUGGAGAAGUUGGAGUUUCUGGUCAGUAGCCGGCCGACGGCGGUGAAUUUGGCAGAGGCGGCGGGGAGGUUGGGCCGGAUUGUUAACGGUAGAGCGCAAGUGCAGGGUGUUGGUGGGAAUGAGGUAGCGGAGGCGUAUAUCGAGGCUGCGGAGAGGAUGUUGGACGAUGAUGUAAGGGAUAAUAGGGCCAUUGGGGAGUCUGGGGCAAAAUGGGUGCUGGAACAUGCAAUCACUAAAGGGUCUAUAUCGGGGACGGGGCAAGCGAAGGUUGCGGUGUUGACGCAUUGUAAUACUGGCUCCCUCGCUACAGCCGGCUACGGCACAGCCCUAGGCGUCAUUCGCUCCCUACACGCCACUGGGUCCCUCGAGCGUGCCUACUGCACAGAAACCCGCCCGUACAACCAGGGCUCCCGCCUCACCGCAUUCGAGCUCGUCCACGACAAUAUCCCCGCCACUCUCAUCACAGACAGCAUGGCCGCGGCCCUCCUCGCGCGCCAGAGCGCAGGCCCAGCUCAAAGUGUGGGCGUAAGCGCCAUAAUCGUCGGAGCAGACCGUGUGGCCGCCAACGGCGACACGGCCAACAAGAUCGGGACAUACGGCCUGGCCGUGCUGGCGAAAUACCACGGAGUCAAGUUCCUCGUCGCGGCGCCGCGGACGACCAUCGAUAUGAAUACGAAGACCGGUGCGGAUAUCGUUAUUGAAGAACGGCCCGAGAAGGAGGUCACCAGGAUUCGGGGGCCGCGGGAUGGAGAGGAAGGAAAUGGACUUGGGGCGAUGGAAACUAUCACGGUUGCAGCUGACGGGAUUGGCGUGUGGAACCCGGCGUUUGAUGUUACGCCUGCGGCACUUGUCGAUGGGAUUAUCACGGAGGUCGGGGUGGUUGAGAAGGACGGAAGCGGGGUGUUUCAUCUGGAGCGGAUUUUCUGA
Molecule: messenger RNA, 1176 nt
Organism: Histoplasma mississippiense
Lineage: Eukaryota; Fungi; Ascomycota; Eurotiomycetes; Onygenales; Ajellomycetaceae
Exons: 2
Coding region: 1-1176 (391 amino acids)
Molecular function (GO): S-methyl-5-thioribose-1-phosphate isomerase activity
Source: RefSeq, a predicted model, not a curated record